Pogona vitticeps (central bearded dragon) is the source of this 3187-nucleotide messenger RNA. NCBI's taxonomy places the organism in Eukaryota, Metazoa, Chordata, Lepidosauria, Squamata, Agamidae. The record is from RefSeq and is a predicted model, not a curated record.
CCCACCAAGUCAGACCGCCUGGCUGCCUCUUCCUCUGAGAAGUUUUGGCUGGGAGAUGUUCUUGUGCCAUCACCAGAGAACCAAAAUCAUCUUGAGGAGAACCGCAACGAUGCCACCCAGGCCCUGUUCUGGGCCAGCAUCCGCCAAGCCCAGCAGUGUGUCCUGGACCUCCAAGGGGAGAUUGACAGGAAGAAGGAGCCACCCAAGGAGGUCCUCUCCCGGACUCUGGAGGAAGCGCCAGCGACGGCUGUGUUGCAGGACUGGGCCGCUCCCAGUGAGCCUUUUCAGCUGGGCAUGGACAGUGAGGAGGAAGAGGAGGCGAGCUCAGGGAGGCAGGAGGAAGAAGAAGAAGAGAUGUCCUCCUUGGAAGAAGAGGAGGUGGAAGGUUUGUUUUACAGCAACCCACUCUUCCAGGAGAGUCCAUCCUCCACAAGAGCCAUUGGAUUUGAAGGACUUGAUCUGUUUGGCCAUCCGGAGGGACCAGCCACUGUGCAUGGUGAGGAGAGACUCUCGAGCAGUGAUCUGGGCUCUGACGAGGCGGGCCCGCUUUGCCAAACCCGUGGGUCAGGGAGCCCUCCAAGCCCAGAGCGUAGCUCAGCAGCUGAGCGCUAUGUUGAUGAGGCCCCGUGCCCUCUCUCGAGCUAUGUGUCCCACGGCCGUUCCUUGUCUCCCUUGGUGAUCAUGGAGGGGGAUCCCGAGGAGCCAGGUCCGCUGGUGCUGGGCAGAGAGGCUCAGGGUGGCUUUCCAGAUCAACAAGCCCAAAGUCCCAUCAUCAGUGUUCCAGAAAGCUUGGUGCCAGGUGCCACCCGCAGCCUCCACCCGCCAGGGCUAGGCCUGCUCUUCCUGCCCUCCAGGACUUCUGUGACGUCCGCUCUGCUGCUGCAGGACCCUCCCGAGAGCCAACCCCCUUCCAAGCCUCCCUUGCCUCCAGCAAAGGCCAGCGGGGCCCCUGCCAGCUGCCUAGCCCUCCCAGCCCCUACAGAUGCGGAACAGAGUCUGGAACAUCAGGCUUUGGGCCCCUGGGCUCCGUCACACAGCCACCGCCAUGUGCCUCCUUGCGCAAGGGCAGGGCCGCCCGGGGGAACUUCCUCUUUGCAGAAGGAAGCGGCUGCGCACGAGCUGCUCUCCUCCACCAUCACCCUUGACGGGGCAGGAAGGAAGUUGGGGAGCUCAGCCGAGGGGGUUGCAAGGGUGGCGUUCCCUGCGAUGCCUGAUGCAAUGGAAGAACCCUUGGAUGAUAAGGAGGAGGAGGAGGAAGAGAAAGAGGAGGAAGCACCCAGCCCUCCGUGCCCCAGCAUUCCCGAUGAAGACCAUCUCUCCAGGGAUCCUGUCAGGCCAGGGGAAGCUCUGCAGGCGAAGAACCCAGGAGAUCCAGAGGGAACUCCCCUCUUUGCCAACGGCACCGCCGGGGAUCAAGCUGCUGCACUGAGGCUGGCCACCCGUCUCUACCACCUGGAUGGGUUCAAGAGGUCGCAGGUGGCUGCCUUUCUUCAGAAAAACAACGAGUUCAGCCAGAAGGUGGCAGAAGCGUACUUCUCUUUCUUUGAGUUCAGCCAGCAAACUCUGGACCAAGCCUUGAGGUCCUUCCUGAAGGUGUUUGUGCUCACAGGAGAGACCCAGGAGCGGGAGAGGAUUCUCUGGCAUUUCUCCCAACGCUACCAUUGCUGCAACCCACAGGCCUUCCAGAGUCCAGAUGCUGUGCACACACUCACCUGUGCCCUCAUGCUCCUCAACACUGACUUGCAUGGGCAGAAUAUUGGCCGGAUCAUGAGUUGCCAGGCAUUCUUAGUCAACCUGGAGGGCCUGAACGAUGGCCAGAAUUUCCCUAAAGAGCUCUUGAAGGCGCUGUAUUACUCCAUCCGCCAGGAGAAGCUGGAGUGGGCUGUAGAUGAGGGCCAGACGGAGGUUGGGGCCAAACAGCUCCAGCGCCCCAGCGCCUCUGGCGGCAGUUUUUCCAGCCAGAAGAAGAGCAACCCCUUCAUGUCCCUGGCGCACGACCCUGGGGCUCAGACCUACCGGCAGGGGCUCCUGGCGCGCAAGGUGCAUGCAGAGGCUGACGGCAAGAAGACACCCUGGGGCAAGAGAGGCUGGAAGAUCUUCCAUACUGUGCUGAAGGGAAUGGUGCUGUACUUCUUCAAGGAGGAGAGCCGGUCAGAGGGCAUGGGCACAGAAGAGCCCCUCGGGGUGCACCAUGCCCUGGCAGAGCCAGCCAGCAAGUACACCAAGCGGCCCCACGUCUUCUGGCUCCAAACGGCCGACUGGCGUGUCUUCCUCUUUCAAGCCCCGAGUGCAGAAGAGAUGAGCUCGUGGAUUUCUCGCAUCAACCUGGUGGCUGCCAUGUUCUCCUCCCCACCCUUCCCAGCGGCCGUGGGUUCCCAGCGGAAAUUCUUCCGGCCCAUUCUCCCAACGGCCCCCUGCAAGAACUCUCUGGAGGAGCAGCACGAAGCCCACGAGAGCUGCCUGGACAAGGCCUCUGAGGACCUCCUGGAGCUCCAGCGAAACCUCCCAGACAAGCGCGGCGCCCGGGGCCGGGACCUGGAGGAGUAUCGACUCAAGAAGGAGUAUUUGCUUUAUGAGAAGCGCCGGUACGAGACGUAUGUGCGGCUCCUGGAGGUGAAGCUCAGCAGCAGCGCCGCGGAGGAAGACCUGGACCAGUGGGAGGCUCGGCUAGGCAAGUCAGAGGCGGAGGGAAGCUGCCCCAGCCUGCAAAAGUCUCAUUCCAGCCCUUCCUUGAAUGCAGAGGGUCCUGCCGCUGCCACCGUCAAGGUGAAGCGGAACAUUUCUGAACGCAGGACAGUUCGCAGAAUCAUCCCCAGGCGCAACAAGCACUUGCUGUGACAGCCACAGGCCACGCUGGGGGGGGUGGGGGGGCUUCCUGGGGUCGCUGCUGUUUGCAGUCAGGAAAAAGCUGCUCUGAAAGGGAGAGGAGAAAAACGCCCUUGCAGUAUUUGGGCACCAGGUGGCGCCCCCUCCUGGUGAGGAGGGAGAGCCUUUCCCAUCCAGCCCAGAGGGAUUUCCCAGGGACCUGUCAAGCACCAGACUCAGGGAAGGGGACCAGCCUGGUCUUGGGCGCGGGGGGGGGGGCCAGGAACCUCAGGACCUUCCUGCCUUGGCAAAUUAGCGCUGUGCCCAACCAGGACCUUUGUGCAAUAAAUACAGAUGGACCGGAUGUUGGGUCCUGUUGGAA